Messenger RNA from Bombyx mori (domestic silkworm), 706 nucleotides. RefSeq names its product A-kinase anchor protein 14. The record is from RefSeq and is a predicted model, not a curated record. The coding region runs from base 257 to 673 and encodes 138 amino acids. The transcript is spliced from 3 exons. NCBI's taxonomy places the organism in Eukaryota, Metazoa, Arthropoda, Insecta, Lepidoptera, Bombycidae.
UACAAUUUUGAUUAUUCACUAAAACCUUUAUUUUCAACCGAAAUAAAUCACUGCCACCAGCCAAUAUUUCAUAUUAAAUAUAUUCUUCAAUAAAUUUAAAGUUGCAAUAAAAAUUAAGUGCACUGCAAAAAAGUGUAAAUGAUAAUGACUCGAAUACCCUCUAUAAAAGCCGAAACCACUGACCAAAAAUUUAGAUAACAACUUACAUUCGUCUCAUAACGAUCUAAAUAAAGAUUUUUAAAUAAAAUCAACAAAAAUGAAAUCCUUCAUUGUUUUCACCGCACUCCUGGCCUGCACCGCCGCUGCACCCGGCCUGCUCCUCCACGAAACCCCAGUGGUAGCUGCUGUCCAUACUCCAGUUAUCCACACUGUCCCCAUCGUGGCCGCUAAGACCACUGUGACCAAGAGCAGCCAAGUUGUCAACCAUGGUUCCACUCUGGUACAUUCCGCCCCUGUGGUCCAUGCCGCACCCGUGGUUCAUGCCGCACACGUGGUCCAUGCCGCACCCGUGGUCCACACUGUCACUGCCCCAGUUGUCCACACGGUCCCAAUCGUCCACACCGCUCCUGUAGUUGUGAAGACCGCCCCCGCUGCCAUCGCUCACAGUUCCUCCGUGGUGCACCACCACACUCCCAUCGUCAAGACUUUGCCCCUGAUCGCUGUUCAUCAUUGAUUUUUCAAAAAUAAAUUAUAAUUGACCCCAUUA